AUGAGACAGAAAGAACGCCAAAUCCAACAGCUUCCGGCUCGAGCCGCCGACCGAGCAACGAAGACGGGGGGAUCCACCAUGGAAUAUGGAUCUGUCGAGGGGAAGCAGAGCAGCUUUACACCUGGGAAACGUAAGCGACUGAACGUGGUUGCUAUUCUGGUGAGCUUGCUGACUCCCUGCGCAGUGUUUUGCGGUGUGUUUGUAGCUUUGUCUUUCCAACUGCAUUACUGGAGCCCUUCAAUUUCCUGGUUCUCUGUCACUGCUGGUCUGGCUUUGGCGGGCAUUGCAGGUUUCUUGGCACGGAGGAACCAGAUCCGCGAGCAGGACCCCACUUGGUUUACUUUCGCAGCGCUUGCGUAUUUAUUUGCAACAGUCUUCGGAGCAAUUCUUGGAGAUAUGAACUACUGGUACAAUAUGCAGCCCUUUUAUGACAUUGAAAAUAUCAAUUCCUACCCAGAUGUGAAUCCCGCUCGGGAAAGAGGGCAGCAGCUCAUGGAUGCCGGAAGAGUGUACUUUGAAGAUGGGACGGGCUUGGACAUCAGCAAGUCCAUGUCAUUCAAGAAUUUGGACAGGUACUGUGUUGCUCCAAUUGUCCAUGGUCAGUCGCCUUUAGACUCCUAUGAUUUCUGGGCAGUGGGCUUAAACUGCUGCGGAUCCUCCACUGGCGCUUUCCAAUGUGGCGAGUACAACAACCCCAAAGCACAUGCCGGCUUGCGGUUGAUGCAGGAGGAGCAGAGGCCUUUCUUUCGACUAGCAGUGCAGCAGGCAGAGGCCGCCUACAACAUCAAAGCAAAUCACCCACUGUUCUUCUACUGGAUGCAGGAUCCUGUGGCUGAAAUCUUGCACUACAAAACCUCGGGCUUUGCUUGGGCGCUGAUUGCAAUUGCUACCCACUUCGCAUUCAACCUGCUGUGUGUCGCAGGUGCCGCGCUUGCUUUCUCAAAGUUGGCCCAGGAUGUCUGA
This is a messenger RNA of Durusdinium trenchii, 963 nucleotides long. Lineage: Eukaryota; Dinophyceae; Suessiales; Symbiodiniaceae. The record is from the annotation of a GenBank genome assembly.